GAUGCUAUGUCGAAGACCUGAUGGAUUGUCGCCCUUUUCUCUCCUGCUUUUAUCGAGACUUGAACGCAAUCGAUGGAUACGGUACCGGUUCAAAACAUAGAAUAGUACAUUGUGUUUAGUCGUGCAGUGAGAAAAGAUGUCUAACAUACUUCAUGUAGCGACCAACGUGAAAUGGAACCGGUCUGCAGCAGCAAAGCGGGCUGCCUUCCUUGUGGUUGCUGCAUACGGUGUGAAAACGCUGUACCCUAUCAUCUGCAAACAGAUCAACAAACGAAAGGAGAGACAAAAUCCACCGCACUCGAGAGGAGAGGAAAAUGGAUCGUUGGCCGUCAAGAAAUCCGCGACGGACAUUGUGCCUUCCCACAAGAAGAAAUCCCCUGGCGUGGAUGCAGAAUUUUUCAAGCAGGUCCUUGAACUGGUCAAAAUAGUAUUCCCCAAGCUUUUAACAAAGGAACUGGGUUUGUUGUGUUUGCAUUCUGUUGCACUCGUCUCCAGGACGUUUUUAUCCAUUUAUGUCGCCGGAUUGGACGGCAAAAUUGUGAAAACAAUCGUGGAGAAAAAGCCCAGGGAUUUUAUCAUGCAACUGAUGAAAUGGCUUCUCAUAGCUAUCCCCGCUACAUUCGUCAACAGUGCAAUCCGCUACCUGGAGUGCAAGCUGGCCCUGGCGUUUCGCACCCGGCUUGUGAACCACGCAUACAAAACCUAUUUCACCGACCAGACCUACUACAAAGUUAGCAACAUGGACGGCAGGCUGGCGAACCCUGACCAGUCGCUCACGGAGGACGUGAUGAUGUUUUCACAGUCCAUCGCACAUUUGUAUUCCAACCUCACCAAGCCCAUCCUGGAUGUCAUCCUCACGUCGUACACUCUCAUCCAGACGGCCCGGUCCCGCGGUGCUAACGCCUCAGGGCCGACGCUGCUGGCCGGGUUGGUGGUGUUCGCCACGGCUAAGGUGCUGCGGGCUUGCUCGCCGAAAUUUGGCAAGCUGGUGGCCGAGGAGGCCCACAGGAAAGGAUAUCUACGCUACGUGCACUCGAGAAUCAUUGCCAAUGCUGAGGAGAUAGCCUUCUACCGGGGUCACAAGGUGGAGAUGCGGCAGCUGCAGAAGUGCUACCGGGCUUUGGCGGAGCAGAUGAACCUGAUCCUGAACAAGCGCCUGUGGUACAUCAUGCUAGAGCAGUUCCUGAUGAAGUACGUGUGGAGCGGCAGCGGCCUGGUCAUGGUGGCCGUGCCCAUCAUCACCGCCACCGGCUUUGCCGACAACGAGUUGGCGGACGGCCAUACGCAGGUGAUGGUGAGCGAGAGGACGGAGGCCUUCACCACGGCCCGCAACCUGCUGGCAUCCGGAGCCGACGCCAUCGAGAGGAUCAUGUCCUCAUACAAAGAGGUGACAGAGCUAGCGGGCUACACGGCACGUGUGCACAACAUGUUCCUGGUGUUUGAGGAGGUCCAGAGGGGCAUCUAUAAGCGCUCCUCUCUUAACGGGGAGGUGGACAAGGCCGCCGGCCGCGCCGCGCUGCACAUCGACGGACCGCUACACAUCAAUGGGAAAGUGAUUGACGUGGAUAAGGGCAUCAUCUGUGAGAGUGUUCCCAUCAUCACACCCAGUGGGGACAUAGUGGUGUCCGGCCUCGAUUUCAAG
Engraulis encrasicolus (European anchovy) is the source of this 1642-nucleotide messenger RNA. Its product is annotated as ATP-binding cassette sub-family D member 2-like. Gene Ontology annotation, biological process: long-chain fatty acid import into peroxisome; peroxisome organization; fatty acid beta-oxidation. The annotation marks the transcript as partial. Gene Ontology annotation, molecular function: ATP binding; ABC-type transporter activity; long-chain fatty acid transmembrane transporter activity. The transcript is spliced from 5 exons. NCBI's taxonomy places the organism in Eukaryota, Metazoa, Chordata, Actinopteri, Clupeiformes, Engraulidae. The record is from RefSeq and is a predicted model, not a curated record. Gene Ontology annotation, cellular component: peroxisomal membrane.